Molecule: messenger RNA, 501 nt
Organism: Heterostelium album PN500
Lineage: Eukaryota; Evosea; Eumycetozoa; Acytosteliales; Acytosteliaceae
Product: ankyrin repeat domain-containing protein
Exons: 3
Coding region: 1-501 (166 amino acids)
Molecular function (GO): protein binding
Source: RefSeq, a predicted model, not a curated record
AUGAUUACCAUGAACGAUAAUAAUGAUAAUGAUGGUGGUAGUGAAAUCUCGUUUAUAGAUGCAUGGUUUGCUAAUGCAAAGAGUGGCAAUCAAUCGGAGGUCUGUGAACUUCUGAGAUUGAAGAAAGUGCCAAUCGACAGUGCCGAUCACCUCGGAAACACAGCACUUCACUACGCAGCAACUGCCGGACAUGCUUCAGUUGUAGAAUCACUUAUCAAGAGUGGUGCAAAUGUAAAUUCUCAAAACAAAGUUGGUGAUGCUCCACUUCAUAAAGCAGCAGCAAGAGGAAGAUUAGAAUGUGUAAAGUUAUUGGUUAAUCUGGGCAAAGCAAAUAUUGAUCUAAAGAAUAAAGAUGAUGAAAUUCCAAUCGAUUUAACUAAAGAUUCAAAUAUUCAAUCCGAACUGCUACCCGUUUGUAAUGAUUUCGAUGAUGAUGACUCUGAUGAUGAUAAAAAAGAUGAUUCAGAUUAUGACAGUGAAGAAGAAGGUGAUGAUGAAUAA